This is a messenger RNA of Rubroshorea leprosula, 844 nucleotides long. NCBI's taxonomy places the organism in Eukaryota, Viridiplantae, Streptophyta, Magnoliopsida, Malvales, Dipterocarpaceae. The record is from the annotation of a GenBank genome assembly.
GAUGUCUUCUCCCCAGAUAAAAUUUCACUUGCCAGUGAAGAUGGAAGAACAGUGUGAGAGUCAAACCCAGCCACAUCAACAGUGCUAUGACAUCAUACUUCUCUUGCAGAUACAACUGAACAUGAAAUUUCAGUGGGUCCUAAGAGCACUUGAAUCAAUUAGGUCCAAUGAUUGGACACUGGUGGAGGAAGUUAAUCUCGUCUCUGAUACCUUGUUCUUCUGGGGCAAAAUUCUGGUUGAUGGUGAAGGUGGUAGCCCCAUUAGAGAGAAAAACCGAGCCAAAUCAUUAGGGCUAUGCAAAGAUACAGUAUCAGAUGAGUUUUCAUUUGAAUUCUCAACCAAAAAUGAUUCCCUUGAGGACAUGCUCUUAAAAUCAACCAAGUCUACCAUGCUUUUCUCAGAGUGUAUCAUUGAACCUGUCAUUUCAGUAGACUCGAGCACUAGAAGAAUCAGAGACACACUUCAAGUCACCUGCAAAACUAUGAGGGAAAGUUAUCACAUUGUCAUUCAAUUGAAACUCCUCUCCAGGAACUGAAGUUGCAACAGUAAUGCCAUAUGGAAACUGAUCUGAAACUUUAUCAUCACAAUCAACAAAAUCACUCUGCAAUGAAUCUCAAAAAUAGUCAUCCUUUCCAAGAGAGGUUAACUUUGAAACCUCAGAAAAACAUGAAUUCUCCAUUAGAGUGCUUUCUUCGAACUUAAGAUUAGGGUUGCUAUUUGUCAAUGCAACAACAGUUUGUCUUGGAGCUUGGUCAGAGUAUGCAUCCUCAAGGGGACCCAUAUUAGGAAGGGCAUUCAUUUGUUCUAAAAGAUGAAAUCAAUUUAAUACAGCAUCAUGCUUUUU